UUGACCCGUCGACAUAACACAGACACAGCUACGCUUUCUGCUAGCUGGUCCGCUAGCCACUUUAGUAUCAUCAGUCACUUCACCAAAUAUUUCUUUCAAGCUAGAGGUGUUGGCAAGUCGGCAUUUCUGGCUGUGGACUAAAAUCUAUUCAAUACCCAUCCCGAUGGAGAUGCGGGUGAGCAGAACUCAUGCCGAUUGCAGGGUUCAUAGAGAGUGGGAUAUCCACCAACUGCAGCACCAGACAUUGGAGUACAGAUAACACCACUGACGUUUGUGGAGGAGUAGAAGAGCUUGUCUUGUUACGCUGAGGUAGUCCGCCUUAUUCACACACUCGACCACCAUGAUCCCCAUCACUGAGCUGCGUUACUUUGUGGACACCCAGCCUGCGUACCGCAUCCUGAAGCCAUGGUGGGACGUCUUCACCGACUACAUCUCCAUAGUCAUGCUGAUGAUCUCAGUGUUCGGGGGCACACUGCAGGUCACCCAGGACAAGAUGAUUUGCCUGCCCUGCAAGUGGGUGGUCAAUCAGACCUGCAGAAGUUAUUUCAACUCCACCCUCUCGGCCCCGCUGAUCCUGGAGCCCAAGGGCAUCCAGUACGACCUGGACCGACACCAGUACAAUUACGUGGAUGCUGUGUGCUAUGAAAACAGGUUGCAUUGGUUCGCCAAGUACUUUCCCUACCUGGUGCUACUGCAUACACUCAUAUUCCUGGCUUGCAGCAACUUUUGGUUCAAGUUCCCCCGGACCAGUUCAAAGCUGGAACACUUUGUGUCCAUCCUCCUGAAGUGCUUCGACUCGCCGUGGACCACAAGGGCACUGUCAGAGACGGUGGUGGAGGAGAGCGAUCCCAAACCGAUGAAGAUGAACGGCUCCAUGGACAAAAAGGCGUCCGUCAUCAGCGAGGACGUGGAGGCGAGCGUCCCCAUGCUGCAGAGGACCAAGUCCCGCUUUGAGCAGGGCAUCGUGGAUCGCACCGACACCGGUGUGCUGGACAAGAAGGAGGGGGAGCAGGCGAAGGCCUUGUUUGAGAAGGUCAAGAAGUUCCGCAUACACGUCGAGGAGGGGGACAUAGUCUACAGACUCUACAUCCGACAGACUAUUAUAAAAGUCAUCAAGUUCAUCUUGAUCAUCUGCUAUUCAGGGUACUACGUGCACAAAAUUCAGUUCAGUGUCGACUGUCACGUGGACAUCGAGAGUCUGACAGGCUACAGCAUGUACCGCUGUGCCCAUCCCCUGGCGACCCUGUUCAAAAUCCUGGCCUGCUUCUACAUCAGCUUGGUAGGCGUCUACGGCCUCAUCUGUAUGUACACCCUGUGCUGGAUGCUACGUCGCUCGCUGAAGAAAUACUCCUUCGAGUCAAUCCGGGAGGAGAGCAGUUACAGCGAUAUCCCCGACGUGAAGAACGACUUUGCCUUCAUGCUGCACAUGAUCGACCAGUACGACCCGCUCUACUCGAAGCGCUUUGCCGUCUUCCUCUCCGAGGUGAGCGAGAACAAGCUGCGGCAGCUCAACCUGAACAACGAGUGGACGCUGGACAAACUGCGCCAGAGGAUCACCAAGAACUCCCAGGAGAAGCUGGAGCUGCACCUCUUCAUGCUCAGCGGGAUCCCGGACACGGUCUUCGACCUGAUGGAGCUGGAGGUCCUGAAGCUGGAGCUCAUCCCGGACAUCACCAUCCCCCCCAUCAUCGCCCAGCUGGUCAACCUCCGAGAGCUGUGGCUGUACCACACACCGGCCAAAAUAGAAGCGCCGGCUCUGGCCUUCCUGCGCGAGAACUUGAAAUCCCUUCACGUCAAGUUCACGGACAUCAAGGAGAUCCCGUUGUGGAUCUACAGCCUGAAGAACCUGAGCGAGCUGCACCUCACCGGGAACCUCAGCGCAGAGAACAACCGCUACAUCGUCAUCGACGGGCUACGGGAGCUCAAGAGGCUCAAGAUCCUCCGGCUGAAGAGCAACCUGACCAAGCUACCUCAGGUGGUGACCGACGUGGGCGUCCACCUCCAGAAGCUGUCCGUCAACAACGAGGGCACCAAGCUGAUGGUCCUCAACAGCCUGAAGAAGAUGGUGAACCUGACGGAGCUGGAGUUGAUCCGCUGCGACCUCGAACGCAUCCCCCACUCCAUCUUCAGCCUCCACAACCUGCAGGAGAUCGACCUGAAGGACAACAACCUGAAGACCAUCGAGGAGAUCAUCAGCUUCCAGCAUCUCCACCGGCUGGUCUGCCUUAAGCUCUGGUACAACCAGAUCGCCUACAUCCCCAUCCAGAUCGGCACUUUGACCAACAUGGAGAGGUUGUACCUGAACAGGAACAAGAUCGAAAAGAUCCCGAGCCAGUUGUUCUACUGCCGCAAGCUGCGCUUCCUGGACCUCAGCCACAACAACCUGACCUGCAUCCCUACAGACAUCGGAUUCCUGCAGAACCUCCAGUAUCUGGCAGUGACAGCCAACAGAAUUGAGACCUUGCCCAACGAGUUGUUCCAGUGCAAGAAGCUCCGUACCCUCAACCUGGGGAACAACUGCCUGCAGACCCUGCCGUCGCGCUUCGGGGAGCUGACCAGCCUGACCCAGCUGGAGCUCCGGGGGAACCGUCUGGAGUGCCUCCCCGUGGAGCUGGGCGAGUGCAAGCAGCUGAAGAGAACAGGUCUGGUGGUGGAGGAGGAGCUCUUCAACACCCUGCCCACGGAGGUCAAGGAGCUGAUGUGGAAGGUGGACAAGGAACAGGCCAGAACAGACUGAGACUGGCUGGUUGGGCCUGGUGCCCUGGGGGGGUGGAGGAGGUGACCAGCCCUCCUGCUGAGUCAGGGUCAGGACACGAUGGCUUGCUGGGGGGUGGUGGGGUGGGGGGUCUGCAAAUGUCACAAUGCCAUUUUUCUUUCCUUCUUUUUUUUUUUUAAACGUCUGUCUUGCAAGACAGUUAUUAAACUCACUGAGAGACAGAGAUCAAUUCAGGAUUAGCUUUGAAUAAACUUUUCUCACAUUGUCAGGAGGAUGACAGCAGAGGAGGUCAGUAAAAGUAAUAUCAAUGAAGUUCAAUGGAGGAGAGUAGCGGUCAAUGCAUCUCUGCUGAUGGACUGUGUCACGAGCACAGGUGUCAGAUGAGUAAAUAACCCUGCGGAGUCACAACCCACUCAUCCAGUGUGGUAGGUCACUGUAGCAGUGAAGGGUUUGACCUAGCAGUAGAAAUAUGUGUGCCAUGAGAUGGCGACCACUGUCAGCCAGCACAGGAUGGGACCCUCCCGUUAAAACAGACUCUCCAAGGCUGCACUCUUGUGCUCAUUAUAGUACUAUGUGCAGAUGGCAACAUUAUGAAUUCAAGUGAGACAUACACUAGGGUAUUUCUUAGCUCUAAUUAGGCCUAGAUGUAAAGACAAAAUAUUUUACAAUGCUCAUUGCUUGAAAUUUGAGUUGACCUCAUUUGCACAGGAAUGCAACAUGAUACAAUUGAUUUUGACUGGUGUGAAGCACCUAUGGAACUUCAUUGUUCUCUGUAGUGAACAAUACUUGAGGGUUUUUAACGGACGGGUAAAUUGGCAGCAAUGUGCGACGGCCCAUUGGAUCAGCAGCAGCGGAUCUUUUCAGCUGAAGGUCAGUUCCACACAGGAGAGUCCUUAGGAGUGGUGGAAUGACUGUUGAAGGGGAUUUCAAGGCACUUAAUUUCCUUACGAGAGGCAUGGUGUCACUUCGAGUGGCCGACAGAUAUCGGGUAGAUUUGCCUUAACCCUAACCUGUUUUUACGUGUCUUUGUUGGUAAUAUUUGUUAUUACACAAUUAUCAGUUCAAAUUCAACUCGUGGUGCAGCAUCAAUUCAACCAACAGAAUGACUGAAUCUGGAUGGCAAUUUGUGAUAUGCACUUUCUCAAGAACAUGCCAUCAUUUAGGCAGUAUGUUUCAAUAGGAAAUCCUUUCUCAGACUGUUACCACACAGGGCAUCGGUCAUUCAUACUUUCACUUGAUUUACACUAACGGGGAGCUGCAUGCCAUUCAUCCUGGCAUUAUAAGCUAGCUGUUACUACUGUAAGGAUGAUUACAAAUGUUGUCGGUCACUUCUCUUCAUGUCAUGUAUCAUGUAUUUGAUUCCCAUGUUACUCCAUGUUCAUCCUGUCUUUUGCCAUCUGCUGAUAUGAAAAGUAUGGUUCAGUGUGUUAUGGGUAAAAACGUUCUGCCAUGUCUGGUUUGCUUAAGUAAGCAUGAUAUUGCAAAGGGGGUAUGCAAGGUCCAUGCAUGCCUCUUGUCACAGUAGAAAGUUAUAACUAUAUUAUAUUGGUUUGUGUUUUAGUAGACUGUACUGAAGCUCGAUACACAAUCAUAAUAUACACUAGCAAUGUAACUCAACCACAAACAUAAGCAUUUUUAAAGGAUGUCUGUAAAGCUAUUCCUUUCUGGCAACAUAUUUUGCUCUCUGUCCAACACUAACAUAGUUCUCAGUGUUUCUUCCAUCUAUUCUGGAUGCUUUGUCAUUCUGUUGGUCAUAUUCAGAGUAAGGGAGUAGAUGCAGAAGUAGAUUAAAAGGGAUCAUUGCUCCUUUUGCACUGGAUGCCAUAAUGCAUCUAUAAGGCCCUACCACAUCUGUCAAACAUGUACAGUACAUCUAUGUUAUUUUGAUGAAGGCAUGAAACUAUGUCAACAGUGCACUGCUAUUUAUAGACAAUCAACUUAUGUCUAAAUGAAAGUGUGAAUGUGGAAAAAGAGUUAAGAACCGUUAAGCUUGUGGAUUUUGAGGUGUCUUAUAAACACUGUCUCUGAAUGUGCUGUGCAGUAAAACAGCAAUUUAUUCAGCCAGAACAUUGUUGGUUUAUUUAGAAGGCAUUGUUCAAUGGGAAUUCUUCCCUCGUGCAUGAGACACAGUAACCUCUAAUACCAUUCUGAUCAGGAUAGGAAGUCUCAGACUUAAUGCCAUUAGAUGUUAAUUGGAGCAAUACCUUUUUAGUUGAAUUGUUUUAAAAGUUAGAUUUCUAUGUUUUCUUCAGUAUUGACAGCUAUCUUUACAAUACACUAAAAUGUUCUCAGGAAAUGGACAUUCAGUUUGCAUCUUUUUUUAUAUAAAUAUAUUUUCUUCAAUUUCUGAAUAUUUGUGUUUAUUUAAACCAAUGUUAUAUUACACAUUUUUGUAUUUCAGUUCAUUCUUUUUCCAAUUUGUAUCACUGUAUUUGAUAUUAAUUGCAGUUAAAACUACUAAAUAUGAAGAGAAACACUUACUUUCAACUACUCCACAUUAUUUGUGAUAAUGCAUUUUUGCUGUGUUGUUUUAAAUUCCCAAUGUUUUUCUUUUCUUUCAGUAGUGUGGCAAAGACUAAGGAUGUGUUCAGCUGUGUGAGACUGUCAAAUUAAGAAUGCCCGCUAUUCAAUUCAUAUUUUUUUUCUGUUUUGGAGAUACAAACCAGCCCAAAUAUCCCCAUAUGUUCAGAUCUGACAGUAUUUUAGAAAUCCAUAGCAGUAUUAGUUUGUUGCCAAAAAGUAUUCCAACCCUUUAUAGGAGAUCAGCGUUAUAUUUCAAUCACAUGACUGAUGUGAGCUGUCUGUCAGUAUACCACAGAGGCGUCAAGCCUUAACCCCACUCCCUGUCACCCCUACCA
Messenger RNA from Osmerus eperlanus (European smelt), 5574 nucleotides. RefSeq names its product leucine rich repeat containing 8 VRAC subunit Ab (gene lrrc8ab). Gene Ontology annotation, molecular function: protein binding. The transcript is spliced from 5 exons. The record is from RefSeq and is a predicted model, not a curated record. NCBI's taxonomy places the organism in Eukaryota, Metazoa, Chordata, Actinopteri, Osmeriformes, Osmeridae. Bases 341 to 2737 code for a protein of 798 amino acids.